Messenger RNA from Impatiens glandulifera, 2090 nucleotides. RefSeq lists its product as uncharacterized. Gene Ontology annotation, molecular function: metal ion binding; phosphatidylinositol binding. Bases 92 to 1834 code for a protein of 580 amino acids. The transcript is spliced from 4 exons. The record is from RefSeq and is a predicted model, not a curated record. NCBI's taxonomy places the organism in Eukaryota, Viridiplantae, Streptophyta, Magnoliopsida, Ericales, Balsaminaceae.
UCAAUGGUAUCUGCAGGACUGUAAACGAAUCAGACAUUGACUUGUGAAAGGGAAACAAACUAAGAUUGUUUUUAGUUAACGGUAGAGUUGAAUGCUGGGAUUGCAUACUUCUGGUGGACACCUAAUGGAUAAACUGGAAUUAGGCGAUACUAGAAUCCCUCGCGACACAAGCAAAGAAUAUAUUGAUUCAGCGGAAAGUCUAUUAAAGAUGGAGAAUCUUGCCAAUAUCUGCUUUCUUUCUGAAGAAAGGAAUGGACCUAUAAUUUAUCCUGAUCUAUCAUCUCAAGAGAACAAGCUAGAGAAAGAUGAGGACGGGGCUCUUGAAACUGGAGCUGAACCUGAAAAAUAUAUGUAUGCUUCAUUACAGCCUUCUAAAGAUCAAAGUGUUGAAAAUGAUAGUUUUAUGGGACAAGAAAUUGUUAAGUAUGUACAAACAGACAUUACAUCACCUGGAAGCUGUGUGGAAGAGAAUGACCAGAAGGGUAUUCCAAAAGACUGCUGCAAUAAGGAAGGAAGAUACUUCUACUAUGAUGCACCACUUUCUGAAGAAACUGGAGCUUGGAUUCCUGUUUCUGUUCCACCAUUAUCUAAAAGUGAUCAUGAAGAGUGGAAUAGAGGGUUUUUCUGUAAUGGAGGUUACUUUCCAGAAGGAGACAUGGAUUGGAAUCAGCUUUCUGGAGAACAAAAAGAGUUCACGAUGUGGGAUGUUGUGGCUGAAAUGUUGGUCGCGGCUCGAGGGAAGGUGUCUUCCUUAGCUUCUGGUGAUAUUCAUAGUAUUUCAUGGAUAUCAAGUCAUAUAGUUGAACAAGCUUGGAAAGAAAUGGCUCAAACCCUCACAGAGGCUAAUUACAACAGUAUAAGUGAAAUUAUUGAGAUGGAUCCACCGAAAUGGUUGCCAGAUAGUGCAGCUUCUUCAUGUAUGCUAUGUAGCGUCCGGUUUCACCCUAUCAUGUGCACCAGGCAUCACUGUCGGUUCUGUGGAGGAGUAUUUUGUGGUGACUGUACUAGAGGAAGGAGCUUGUUGCCUGUUAAGUUUCGUGUGGGAGACCCACAAAGAGUUUGUGAUGUAUGUUGUGUACGUCUAGAAAAUGUUCAGCCAUAUCUGAUGGAUCAAGUAAGUAGAGCUGCUCAAUUACCAACCUGCGAUCUGACUGAUCUGAGCACCUUGAGAUCUUGGUUGAAUUUUCCUUGGGGGCAGUCCAUGGAAUAUGAGAUCUAUAAGGCCACAAACACAAUUAAAGCUUAUACCAAGAUAGAUACACUGAAACCGGAGAAGUCAAUUCCUGAUGCUAUCCUGCGACAAGCGAAAGGCCUUGCCAUACUUACAGUUGCAAAAGUGGGGAUAGGUAUCACCUACAAUAUCGGGACCGGGCUAGUGAUUGCACGUCGCGAUGACGGGUCUUGGUCUCCUCCAUCUGCAAUUUCUUCUUUUGGUCUAGGCUGGGGAGCUCAGGUGGGGGGCGAAUUGACGGAUUUCAUAAUUGUAUUGAGAACACAUGAUGCAGUCAAAACAUUUAGUGGCGAUGUGCAUCUUUCACUUGGAGCUGGUUUGAGUGCAGCAGUUGGCAUUGUUGGACGGACAGUUGAGGCUGAUAUGAGGGCUGGUGAUGGUGGCUAUGCUGCUUGUUAUACUUAUAGCUACAGUAAAGGCGCAUUUGUUGGGGUUUCUCUGGAAGGAAAUAUUGUGACAACUCGUUCAAGUGAGAAUUCUCGAUUUUAUGGUAGCCAGUCCAUAAGGGCUUCAGACAUUGUUCUUGGCUCAUUACCUAAGCCACCCGCAGCUGCUAUACUAUACAAUGCCUUGAGGGAUUUGUACGGGAAGCUCGAGAGGUGAAGUGUGGUGUGAAUAUAUUUAAUUUUACAUUUUAAACUGUUUGCGUGUCAAUGAACAACUGUCUUCUGAAGCAUAUGAUAUGGGUGAUUAUUUUAUCUUCUUCUUCUCGUGUGCUUUGAUAACCAUCUGUAUAGGUGUUGUGGCUAGCUAGCUAGCUUCAACGUGUGUAAUUAUGUAAAUACAUGAUUGUAAUGAACUAACUAUUAAGUGAAAUUGCAAAUAUCAAUGAAACAGACAGACAAACAUUUACUUGAAA